Rotaria sp. Silwood1 is the source of this 1800-nucleotide messenger RNA. The record is from the annotation of a GenBank genome assembly. NCBI's taxonomy places the organism in Eukaryota, Metazoa, Rotifera, Eurotatoria, Philodinida, Philodinidae.
AUGUCGAAUGAUGAUCCAACAAUAAUUUCCAAACAAGGAUGGUUAAAAGUCAAAUUAAAUUCUCAAAUUAAAUGGCAUCGUCGAUAUUGUAUUAUUGAUUGGGACAAAGCUAUUCUAUUUAUUGCAUCUAAAUUCGAUGGACGUUAUCAAGAUCUGAUUAAACUUUUACCAAGUAUUUUUAUUAAUGAAUGUGAAUCUUCAAAUGAUAAUACAAUUGAAAUUAAAACAGAUAAUGAAAUACAUCUAUUACAAGGUGAAUCAAAAAAAGAAUAUGAAUGUUGGUUAUUAGCAUUGAAAAGAACUGCUUAUAGUCGAAUUGGUGGUGCUAUCUUUGGUCAAUCAUUAGAAGAUACAUAUAAAUAUUCUCUUGACAAAACAACUCUUGUACCUUUAAUUGUUCGUCAAUGUUGUGAAUAUCUACUUGAAUAUGGUUCAACAUUUGUUGGUUUAUUUCGAAUACCUGGAAAACAAUCUUCAAUAAAGGAAUUACGUGAUAUGUACGAUCGUGGUUUAUCAAUUAAAUUAAACAAUUCAUAUUCACCAGCAACAAUAUCUUCAUUAUUGAAAAUUUAUCUACAAUCCUUACCUGAACCAAUAAUUCCAGUAAAAAAUUUUGAUGAAUUUUUUGAAAUAGGUUCACGUUUUAAAUAUAAUCAAACAAAUGAUAUUGAUCAUUUAAAAAAUUUAAUAGAAAAAACAUUAUCAAGUGCAAAUUAUGCACUUUUAGCAUACUUAUGUUUAUUUUUAAAAAAACUUACUGAACAUGCUCAGGAAACAAAAAUGGAUACAGAUAAUUUAGCUGUAACUUUUGGAAAUAAUCUUAUUCGAACAUCGGAAGAACUUGAUAUUAAUAUGAUUAAAGGACAUAAUUAUAAUCUACUACCAUUAAUUAAAGUAUUUAUUGAUCAUAGUGAAUAUCUUUUUCCAACUAAUUCAAAUGAAUCAUGUGGACAUUAUAAUGAAUCAAUUACAAAAUCUAGUGGUUUUUCAUCAUUUUCGUCACUUUUAUCAUCCAAUGAACAACCAAUUAGGAUUCAUUCACGUUCAUCAUCAAUGCCAUCCAUGCAUUGUACAAGAUUUUCAUCAUUUGAUAGUUCGAAUUUAAGUUAUAGUGAUCAAUCAGAUACUACUAAUGUGCGUUAUCGUUCAAAAUCAAUUCUAGAAAAAAAACCAAUUGAUACAUCAGCACAAUUAGAUAGUCAACAAUCAUUUACAACAUGUUUUGAAGUAGAUUUUUCAACAGAUCAAGAAGAUGAUGAAAUAAGUGUUAUAGAAAAUCGAGUUUCUAAUAUUGAUGUGAUCAAAAAUCAACAGAGAACUAAACAACAAUCAACAAUAUUAGAACAAAAGCAUAGAUCAGAUAUACCCUCUCAACUUCUAUCAACUAGCAAUGCAUCAUCAUCUAUUCGUAAAAUACCAAAAAGAACUUUUGCUAAUAAAGUCGGCAAAUCUUUAUCAAAUUUUAAAUUCAAUGUAUCAAAAGCAUUUAAUCCACAUUGUUCGUCAUCUGAAACUAUUCAACAUUUAAAUACAAUGAAUAUAUCAUCUCAUCGAACAACAUAUCAACAUGAUAAACGUAAUAUAUUUGAUUCAAGCUUAUUAACUGAUUGUUUAAAAUCUUUACAAAAUGAAAAUCGUAUAUUAAAAGAAUUAAUGGAUAAAAAAGAAACUGCAUUUAUUAACUUAACAAAAACAUCUUAUGAAGAACGUCUUAAAUAUGAAAAAGAAAUUAGUCAAUUAAAACAAACAAUUGAACAAUUAGAACUAGAAAAUUCUCAAUUAAAAGCUCGUUGUCCAUGA